AGCUCGCAACUGGUUAACGGCCCUAGUGGAAAGCCCCAUUGUCGGUGCUACUAGAGUGGCGCAUACCAUUCUGGAAAGCUUGAAUGGAGCGCCCUUGUAUUCAAAUAGAUUAUCCCCUUGGAUGAGGUGAAGGCACUGGGUGCUCGCGUCAGUGGCUCGGGGUAGGCUAUGAAAAGUGUCCAAAGUCUGUCCAUGUUAACUUUAUGCUGAAAACAAUAGUAGGACUUUCAGAGAACUGGUUUAAAAGUAGUAGUCUGGAAUUGCACGGUAAACCAUGCGUUCGUCUGCUAAUCUGCUAAUGGAAGAGGUUGAAGAGAGUUGAAGUACAGCUGCUGUGCGAAUUAUUGCGCUCCUGAAAUGAUGGUAGUUUGUUGCGUGUUAUUGUGAGGACUUUGUUUCACACCAAGUAAUUUACAGUUGAUUAUUUUUCCCUCGAGAAUUCGAGGUUGAUUCGUGCAGUCUGUAGAGGGACAUUCUCUAACGUAUCAAGACUGAGAGCUGGAAGAUGCCCUUUCGCAUCGGGCAUAGAAAGAGGGAAGAAACUGCGUGACUUCGCUCUGGAAUUAAAUCUUAAGGACUACAUCUGAACAGCGCAAACUUUCGUGAUUUUCGAAGAAAACAAAACUUACUGAAUUGUUUUUGUAUUCCAAGAACUAACUCGCCUAGAUUGUCCAUCAUGACAUGAAUAACUAGCUAAAACGCUCGUACUUUUUCAAAACUGUAAUUACAGUUGGACACAUUGUCAGUGUUCGCCUCGAAGAUAUCUGACAUUUGGACCCUGGAUUUGUUUUCAGAGGAGACGUUUUUGACGAUUAAAAAUAGUUAAACUGCGAUCAGAAGCGUUGCCAAGGUCUCCGGAACGAUGGUUUUACGCUUCGCCGGAAUUUAUGUCUUACUUGGAUUACUUCACAUUUGUACAGGCUCGCGGCUGCGUCAGGAGGACGCUCCUCCCCGGAUCGUGGAGCACCCCUCUGACCUGAUCGUGUCCAAGGGGGAGCCGGCCACCCUCAACUGCAAGGCGGAGGGGCGCCCCGCUCCCACGGUGGAGUGGUACAAGGACGGCGAGCGGGUGGAGACGGACCGGGACAACCCGCGCUCCCACCGCAUGCUGCUGCCCAGCGGCUCGCUCUUCUUCCUGCGCAUCGUCCACGGCCGCCGCAGCAAGCCCGACGACGGGAGCUACGUGUGCGUGGCGCGGAACUACCUCGGCGAGGCUGUGAGUCACAACGCGUCGCUGGAAGUAGCCAUUCUGCGAGACGACUUCAGGCAGAACCCGGCCGACGCGAUGGUGGCGGCGGGAGAACCGGUGCUGUUUGAGUGCCAACCUCCCCGUGGGCACCCGGAGCCCACCAUCUCCUGGAGGAAAGACGGCAUCAACAUCGACGACCGGGACGAACGCAUCACGAUCCGAGGUGGCAAGCUGAUGAUCACUAACGCGAGGAAGAGUGACGCGGGGAAGUACGUGUGUGUGGGAACCAACAUGGUGGGAGAAAGAGAGAGUGAGGUGGCCGAGCUCACCGUACUGGAGCGCCCGAGCUUCGUGAAGCGUCCAGUCAGUCAGGUGUCCCUGGCAGACGAGAGUGUGAACUUCCAGUGUGAGGCCCGAGGCGACCCUGUUCCUAUCGUACGCUGGAGGAAGGAGGACGGGGAUCUGCCCAAGGGAAGGUUUGAGAUCUUGGAGGACAACACGUUGAGCUUGCGGCGCGUCACGCCAGCUGAUGUCGGCUCAUACACCUGCCUGGCCGAGAACAUGGUGGGCAAGGCCGAGGCCUCGGGGUCCCUCACCGUCCACGUCAUGUCUGUACCUCCAGCGUUUGCGGUCAGGCCACGGAACCAGGUGGUGGGCGUGGGUAGAACAGUCACGUUCCAGUGUGAGGCCACGGGGAACCCACAGCCGGCGAUCUUCUGGCAGAGAGAGGGCAGUCUGAACCUGCUGUUUUCCUACCAGCCUCCCCAGCCCUCCACCCGCUUGUCGGUCUCCCAGACGGGGGACUUGACCAUCACAGACGCCCAGCGCUCUGACGGGGGAUACUACAGCUGCCAGGCCCUCAACAUCGCUGGCUCCGUCAUCACCAAGGCCCUGCUGGAGGUCACAGAUGUUGUUUCGGACCGCCCUCCGCCCAUCAUUCAACAGGGCCCAUCCAAUCAGACGGUGUCUGUGGACGGGACGGUGGUUCUGAGUUGCCAGGCAACAGGCACCCCGACCCCGACGGUGAUGUGGAAGAAGGACGGGACCCUCGUCACCACCCACGACUCGCGCGUCUCGCAGACGGACGCGGGGGAGCUGCAGAUCAGAUACGCCAAGCUGGGAGACACUGGCAUGUACACCUGCAUUGCCUCCAGCCCUAGUGGAGAGGCAUCCUGGAAAGCGUACCUUGAGGUGGAAGAGUUUGGAGUGGCUGUUCAGCCAGGCAGGCCCACAGACCCCAACCUGAUCCCCAGAGCUCCGUCCAAGCCGGAGGUGACCGACGUCAGCCGCACCUCUGCCACGCUGUCAUGGAGACCCAGCAACGCAGGAGCCACCCCAACCUCCUACAUCAUAGAGGCAUUCAGCCAUGCAUCUGGCAGUAGCUGGGUGACCCUGGCUGACCACGUGAAGACAGAGAGCUUCGUGCUGAAGGGCCUGAAGCCGGCCGCUGUCUACCUCUUCCUAGUGCGGGCGGUCAACGCCUACGGCCUCAGCGACCCGAGCCCCAUCAGCGACGCCAUCCGCACCCAGGACACGCCACCCACCAUUCAGGGAGUGGACCACCGUCACAUCCAGAAGGAGUUGGGAGACGUGGUCAUCCACCUCCACAACCCCGUCAUCCUCUCCUCCUCCUCCGUCAGGGUGCAGUGGACCGUGGAGCAGCAGUCCCAGUACAUCCAGGGCUACAAGGUGAUGUACCGGCCGACGUUCGAGACGGGGCAGUCCCGGAGCCAGUGGGGUGUGUUUGAGGUGCGGACACCCGGUGAGGAUGGCGCCGUCGUGCCUCAGCUGAAGAAGGGCGUGACCUACGAGUUUAAAGUGCGGCCCUACUUCGACGAGUUCCAGGGGGCCGACAGUGACGUGAAGGUGGUCCGGACCAUGGAAGAAGCUCCCAGCGGGGCCCCACGUGGCGUAACUGUGACAAAGAGCGACACCAAUGGGACCGCCAUCCUGGUCGCCUGGCAACCGCCUCCCGAGGAGGAACAGAACGGCGCGGUACAGGAGUACAAGAUUUGGUGUCUGGGUAAUGAAAGCCGUUACCAUGUCAACCGCACGGUGGACGGCUCCACCUUUUCUAUUGUCAUCCCCAACCUUUCGCCCGGCAUCCGAUACAGCGUGGAGGUCGCCGCCAGCAACGGGGCAGGCCCAGGGGUCAAGAGUGGCAUCACCGUCUUUGAAAUAGAUCAUUUGGGCGAGGUGGUGGAGAGUGGUGUGGAGAGGGACACGCUGUCUCACAUCUCAGACGUGGUCAAGCAGCCGGCCUUCAUCGCGGGCAUCGGCGCCACCUGCUGGCUGGUGCUGAUGGUGUUCAGCGUCUGGCUCUACCGCCACCGCAAGAAGAGGAGCGGCCUGAGCAGCAGCUACGCCGGCAUACGCAAAGUGCCAUCUUUCACCUUCACUCCAACAGUGGCCUAUCAAAGGGGCGGAGAGGCAGUCUGCAGUUCUGGAAGGCCAGGCCUGCUGAACAUGGGCGAGACAGCCAAUCAGCCGUGGCUGGCAGACUCGUGGCCCAACGCCUGCGGCAACCACAAAGAGCGCAGCAUGAACUGCUGCAAUGGAGGCAACGGCACCAGCGACAGCAAUCUCACCACCUACAGCCGCCCUGCCGACUGCAUCGCCAACUACAACAGCCAGCUGGACAACAAGCAGGGCUGCCUGUUAGGCUCCGACUCGGCCGUGUACAGCGACGUGGACCUCUCCAACAAGCUCAACGAGAUGAAGACCUUCAACAGCCCCAGCCUGUGCUACAUGGGCCCCGCCGGCAGCCCCCCGACCCCCUACGAGCCCACGCCCUACGCGACCACCCAGCUCAUCCAGUCCAGCCUCAUGAGCAAGAACGCCGGGGGCUGUGGGCCGGGGAUGGGGGCGGGGGUGGGCCCUCCGGACCUGACGGACAAGCGCGGAUGGAAGCCGCCGCCCAUGCAGCCGCAGCCGCCCAUACCGCAGGAAAUGGCAUCGCAGCUGCAGUACAAUAUCAUGGAGCAGAACCGGUUGAAUAAGGAUAACUACAGAGGGGGAGAGGGCAACCUGCCUGCCACCAUCCCCUACAAUCAUGAUCUCAGCUCUGGAGGCUCCUACCACAGCUCAGACCGUGCCAGCAACAGCACCUCGGGGAGCCAGAGCCACAAGAAGGGAUCACGCACACCAAAGCUGCCCAAGCAGAGCUCAGUGACCUGGGGAGAGCCACUGCCCCCUCCCCCUGCCAACCCUCCACCCAGCCACAGCACAGAGGACUACUUAAUGCACACGGACAGGAGCUUUGACCCAGACUCCUCCUGCCCCAUGCUGCCCUCGCGCAUGUACCUGCACUCCGGAGGCAUGCAGGAGGAAGAGGAGGAGGAAGAGGGGACCAGGGAAAGAUGCCCCACUCCGCCCGUCCGCGGGGCGGCCUCCUCGCCCGCCGGCGUCUCCUACAGCCACCAGUCCACGGCCACCCUCACCCCCUCCCCGCAGGGGGAGCACCAGACAGGCCUACACAACGGGCACGACGAGCGCAGGCGUCACGCGGCCAGUCCCCCGUCCCCGCCACGGCCCCUCUCCCCCCCGCACACCUACGGCUACAUCUCCAGUCCCUUGGCACUGGACACUGACGGGCUGGACGAGGAAGAGGAGGAGCCCAUAGAGGACGAAGAUGAGGCGGAUGCAGAGACAGGGGUCCAGAGCGGCUACGCCCACCCCCAACACCCCCAGCACCACCACCACCAACACCACCACCACCAUCACAACUCCGGGCAGCAGCAGCAUGGGGGCCCAGGCCUGCAGCACGCUGCCCAGCGCCGGCUGCACCCGCGGGGGCUUGAGCAGCAGCAGACGCCGGCCUCCAGCAUGGGCGACCUGGAGAGCUCGGUGACCGGCUCCAUGAUCAACGGCUGGGGCUCGGCCUCGGAGGAGGACAACGCCUCGUCGGGCCGCUCCAGCGCCGUCAGCUCCUCCGACGGCUCCUUCUUCACCGAUGCCGACUUCGCCCACGCCGUGGCCACCGCGGCCGAGUACACCGGGCUCAAGAUGGCGCGGUACCCAGAGGAGGGUGUGAGACCCGGGGGUCAGCGGUACCACGUGGGCCACCGGCCCAGCAGUCCCGUGUCCACGGACAGCAACGUGAGCACGGCCGUCAUGCAGAAACGACCCCCCAGGAAGCACAAACAGCACCACCACCAGCAGCAGCAGCAGCACACACACCACCAGAGCCCGCAGAGAGACGGCUUCACCGACGACACAGCUCUGUCUCUGGCGCCCUCCUCAGCGGGCGUGAAGUCCCCCACACACAACUCCAGGGGUGGCUAUGAGUUGCGGGGCGCCACCCUGCCCAAAAUGGGCUGUGGGGACGGGCGUGAGAGGAGAGGGAGUGCCGGGGGCAACCGCGCCAGAGAGGGCUCCGUGGAGAGGCGCGAGAGUCAUGACAGACACCAGAACCAAAAGGCCAGCAGAGCCCGCCAACCCCCAGCAGUAGCAGAGGACAUCCCCCCCUACAGUCGCCCCAACUUCCCCUCGCUGCAGGGCCAGAGGGAGGGGGGCCCCAGCUCCUCCGGCUCCAUGUCGUCCCGCAGCUCCGGGGGCCGCCGGAGGGCCGAGGGGGGCCCGGGGUCACGCAGGAACCCUUCGGACGCAGGGCUGCCCAGCUUGGGGCCCUUCCAGCCCGAGGAAGAGGAGCUAGAGCUUUUGGAGAGCUGAGGGAACGUGAACUGCAGACCAUAGGAAGUCCUUCCAGGUCACCGCUGGACAGAAUGACCCCAUUCUCCCCCUAUGGACUUGUGGGCCAACCAUUGAAAGUCCGGUCACCAUCAUGUAAAUUACCUUUUACAAAACAAACUGAAAACCUGACCAAUGCUUAAUGUCUCACUUUCUUCAUUAUUUUUAUUUGAUUGUUUUUUUUAUUUAUAAUGAUGUGUACAAGAGUAACUGAUGGGUACUUUUCCUGUCCAAAAUACAUCCUCCAAUAAAGGUACCAUCUGCUUUUUUUUUUUUUUUAAACAUUGAGUUGCUGAUUCAGUUGCUUGCAAUGGCAGUCAUUCAGUGAAGCCCUCCAAAGUACUGAUGUAAGUGUGUAAUAAAAAUGUCUUGGGAGCUGCA
This is a messenger RNA of Clupea harengus (Atlantic herring), 6259 nucleotides long. Its product is annotated as roundabout homolog 1-like. Lineage: Eukaryota; Metazoa; Chordata; Actinopteri; Clupeiformes; Clupeidae. The record is from RefSeq and is a predicted model, not a curated record. The transcript has 30 exons. Gene Ontology annotation, biological process: axon guidance; Roundabout signaling pathway; axon midline choice point recognition. Gene Ontology annotation, molecular function: protein binding; axon guidance receptor activity. Bases 863 to 5860 code for a protein of 1665 amino acids.